This is a messenger RNA of Micropterus dolomieu (smallmouth bass), 450 nucleotides long. RefSeq names its product hypocretin (orexin) neuropeptide precursor (gene hcrt). Lineage: Eukaryota; Metazoa; Chordata; Actinopteri; Centrarchiformes; Centrarchidae. The transcript has 2 exons. The record is from RefSeq and is a predicted model, not a curated record. Gene Ontology annotation, biological process: neuropeptide signaling pathway; feeding behavior. The coding region runs from base 22 to 450 and encodes 142 amino acids.
CCCCUUCAGACAAGCCAGAAGAUGACGUGGCUCUCGACUAAUUUCCAGAAAGCUGCUGGGAUGGACACGUCUAAUAGGAAAAUCCUGGUGCUGGUUUUGAUGUUGCUGCUGUCUCAACUGGCCUGUGAUGCUCACAGUGUGUCUGAGUGCUGCAGAGAACCGUCUCGCUCCUGUCGCCUCUAUGUGUUGCUGUGUCGCUCUGGCAGCAACACCUCAGGGAGAACGCUUACAGGAGAUGCUGCCGCUGGCAUCCUCACUCUGGGUAAACGGAAAGAAGAUGAGGAACGCUUGCAGAGCCGACUCCACCAGCUCCUCCAAGGCUCCAGGAACCAAGCAGCAGGCAUCCUGACUAUGGGGAAGAGGACUGAAGAAAGGUCUGGGGAGCAGUACAUGGACUGGAUGGCUCAGUCAAGAACUACCAUCACAACGCCCCUGCCUGAUUUAAGCUAA